CCCAUAUCACUUUGUCAAAAGAACAGAGGAAAACGGAAGAUUUACACGAAGUAGUACUCCCUAGCGUACGUACAUUGGUGAAUUAACUAUGCUACGUGCUCGUACAGUGCCCAGCACAGAUAACAGGAAAAACCCGCUGCAAGUUGUACCCCCAGAGAUCAACCGAGACAUAUUCCUCAGGUUGCCGGCGAAGUAUCUGUUGCGAUCCCAGAGCGUGAGCAAAGACUGGCACUCCUUCAUUACCCACAUAAAGCGCACCCACGUCGGCAAACUCCGCCUCCUCGUCGUGUACCCAAGCUGCCCCUCGGGAAUCAGAUUAACCGUGAAGUCGAUAAACCACGACCUUCGCCUUCAAUGGAGAUCCUCCCUCAAGGAGCCCCGGCUGUUCCCCGACCCAUCCAUUUUGUGCUCUUGCAAUGGGCUUGUGCUUGUCAUGGCUGGAACACAUUUUUGGUUGUGGAACCCACUUUCUGGGUGGCGUUGGGAUGUGCUUCGUCAUAGGUAUCUCAAGGAUGGAGACUACAGUGUUCUUGCGGGGAUGUCUUACAACGCCACUACUGAUGACUACAAAGUUGUCCUUUUACUUCGUCAUUUUAGCGCGGAUUGUGGGUAUGGCCGCAGGUUUGUUACUUUUGCCAGCAUGAGAACCAAAACGUGGACAGAGGCGAGUUUCCCGUAUAACUUACGAACAGCCGGGGAUGGCGUUAACUUCCACAAUAGACUCCAUUGGUUGGUAAGUGACGUCAAGCGUCCCCGAGACUUCGAACAUGAUGAUAGCGAUGAGGAUUAUGCUAAUCAUUGUCCUCUUAAGGGUUGGGUUUGGGAAGACUUUUCCGAGUGCAAUAAGAUUACAUUUUUUGAUCCCCGAAAAGAUGAGUUCAAAACAUUGCCCUCUCCUUCCCCGUGCAACCCCGAAGAAGAAGACUCGAUAGUCGGGUUGGGAAUUAUGAAGAAUUGUUUAUGUAUGGCUCGAAGGGAUAACAAGAUGCAAACCAUUCAAGUGUUGAUUAUGAGAGAAUACGGGAGAGGAGAAUCAUGGUUUAGACUAUUUCACAUUUCUAUGUCCAUAUUAGAGAGACUUGAUUUCUAUGGCUUCAAUUUCUUUUCUCCCGAAGAUAGUGCGAAAGUAUUGUUCAUUAGGUGUGGUUAUGAUCAUGAAACAGCAUAUGUUUAUGAUCCGUUGGCGGGAGAAGGCAAAGCAAUUAUAAAGGAGGAUCUUGCGCCUAAUGGAGAGCACACGCUUGGUCCAUGUUUCUUUGUUGAAAGCUUUGCAUCACCACAAUGGUUGACCAAAUCAAGAAAUUUGUCAGAUGUUGAGUACCGAUGCUUUGUCGGUGGUUUGGCAUGGGCCACAAACGAAGACUCCCUCAGUCAAGCGUUCUCUACCUACAAUGUCCUGGAUUCAAAGAUUAUUAAAGAUCCCAAAACAGGCAAAUCCAGAGGAUUUGGCUUCGUCUCCUUUAAGGAUGAGGAUUCAAUGAAGCAGGCUAUUCAAGACAUGAACGGUAGUGACCUUGAUGGCCGAAACAUCACAGUCAACGAGGCUCAAUCUCGCGGUGGAGGCGGAGGAGGAAGAGGCUACAGUGGUGGACGUCGUAAAAGUGGCAGAGGUGGAAGUUACGGAGGCGGUCGUCGUGAGGGUGGCUACGGAGGCGGUGGCAGAGGUUACAGAGGUGGACGUGAACGAAGCUAUGGCAGCGGUGGUGGAGGAUAUGGCAGAGGCUAUGGCGGCGGCGGUUACUCCGGGGGAGGAGGUGACGAAGGAAGCUGGAGGAGUUAAGCUACUCUUAUCCGACAGCUGAUUAUUGUUGAAACUUUCUGUUUGGUCUGUUAGUUUAGAGGGUGCUAUGUGUCUGUCAUAUUUGCUCUAGUGUACUUUGACGAGUUUGAGGUUUAUGUCAUUGUUUGCUCGAAUUGCUUUAAUUUGGAGUUUGGUUGUCCCUUGAAUAUGUGUUUGCGAAGUUCUUUAUGAAUGCAUUGAAAAAUGAUUUGAAUCUU
Molecule: messenger RNA, 1998 nt
Organism: Cuscuta epithymum
Lineage: Eukaryota; Viridiplantae; Streptophyta; Magnoliopsida; Solanales; Convolvulaceae
Source: the annotation of a GenBank genome assembly